UAUUUUUUUUUUAGGAAAUGUAUAACAUGCUAUACCUUUGAAAUCUAAGAUUGAUUAUAAUGAAGCUUCAUUUACAUAUUGAUUUGAAACGUUUGUAGUCGAUCGAUGUUAUAAUGGAUGGAGUAGGCUGAAUUGUUGUUUUUUUUAAAACUCUUUCUCUCCUAACUGACGAUACCAGCGUUGAUUCCACCAGAAUGUGUUAAAUAAUUACGGAGAGAAAGAGUUAAUAGUGCUGAAGAAAAUGGAUUCUAUUUAUGUCACAUCGAUCUCAAGUUCGGAAAUUUGAGAUAUUUUCUAAUUUUAAGUAAGAGUAUGUAUUAGGUAAGAAUUUUAUAAAGGAAUCGGUAAAUCCCCCAAAAUAUGUCAUUUUCUUUUUAUAAAUGAGUUUAGUUUGAAACAGAAAGACAUUGGCUUCACUUGCAUUUUUUCAAAUCUCUAGACGAUCCCAAGAACAAGUAGGAAGCACAAUGACCUCUGGACAAGGAGGAGCAAAGAAAUACUUGCCUGACGUUCAGUAUAUCACGGAACAGAAUGAAGAUUUGAAGACGCGAUUGGACAAUUGCCCUAAAAAAGAACAUCACAAACAUUUUAUCAGCAUGCAGACAUUUGUGGGAAACAAGUGGACAAAUAUAAAUGCACGUUAUAAAGAUUUCAACCAGCUUCCGGAGUUUUUAGAAUGCAUGUCUUCGCUGACUGGCAUGAUCAUUGUGGAAGAAGUCAAUAAAACAUCACACACAACAACUACAGGAAGUGGAUUCAUCCACAAAAUUCGCAGGGUAAAUCAGAAGGACUGCCCUUGCCACGAAUGCUCAAAGAAUGGGAAUCAGGAGAAAGGGUUCGCCAUAUUGACGGUGACCACCGUACUUCAUGUCUUUGAUAAGGAAACGAAAAAGGCUCUAGAAACUGGCAUGAUAGUCGAGAACUGGGAGCCCAAAAAUACUAAAGUGAGACUCUUUUACGACGAAGAGAAUGAGGAGAACAAAACAUUUAUUUACGGCUACAAGUUGCUGGAGACAGACAAGGAGAUAAACAUCCAGAGUGACUGGUGCUCUGUUGAAUGUGUCACUCAUGAUAUGAAAUUAGUUCAAGAACUUGAAGCCAAGUUGAACAAAUAUAUGGAGUUACAAGGAGAGAUCUAUAGAAAAUCUAAAGAACUAAGUCUAAACGAUUUGGUCAUUAUUAUAGGUCACCCUCAUGGAGGUCCCAAGAUGAUAAGCGUUGGUGAGCACACAAAUAAAAAGAUUCUCAAAGAAGUCAGGAACUACCAACAGUGGUGCAGCUACGAGUACGACAACAUCACGUGCUUCGGCAACAGCGGUUCUCCAAUUUUUAUACUGGGCCAACCCCUGUGUGGCUUUGGCUACUGGUUUGGACACCCACACAACCACUCGAAAUGUUUUACCGUUGACGAGAAGGAGGUGAAGGGAGGUUGCAGUUCUGUUGGCGUUGAGCACUUUGUGGAGACCAACUGAGUCCAUAGCCGUAACUAAAAAGUUUUCACAAUCUGCAAUAAAAGAGGAACCGAGGCAGCUGUGAAACAUUCAAACCUUGAAAACUGUGAUACUAGAUGGAGAUAACUCUAAAAUUUGAUUUUCAGAAUAGUUCAUAAUCUUCAUUUAAUUCCCUUGAGUUCAAAGUUCCUGUCAGUUUGAGCCCAAAGUGCUUCACUUCUUCCGGUCAUAAGUUUUCGGCCCAUGUGGACGCGGUGGCUGAGUGGUAAAGCGCUUGGCCUUCAAACUGGGGGUCCUGGGUUCAAACCCUGGUGAGGACUGGGAUUUUUAAUUUCGGAAUUUUAAGGUGUCUCUAAGUCUAUCCAGCUCUAAUAGUUGCCUCACAUUAGUUGGGGGAAAGGAUGACACACUUGUUAAC
Messenger RNA from Biomphalaria glabrata, 1869 nucleotides. RefSeq lists its product as uncharacterized. The record is from RefSeq and is a predicted model, not a curated record. The transcript has 3 exons. NCBI's taxonomy places the organism in Eukaryota, Metazoa, Mollusca, Gastropoda, Planorbidae. The coding region runs from base 468 to 1472 and encodes 334 amino acids.